Molecule: messenger RNA, 310 nt
Organism: Acanthoscelides obtectus
Lineage: Eukaryota; Metazoa; Arthropoda; Insecta; Coleoptera; Chrysomelidae
Source: the annotation of a GenBank genome assembly
GGGAUAAUUCAUAUGUCAAGUAGAUGAGAGCUAUGGCGAAAACUUUAGGUGUCCAAAAAGAUCGACUGGGUAUCCAUUUUGAGGAUUGCGACAUCUAUUUUCAAAUGACGUGUGCGCCUUUUCUGGGCACCAACAAUUUUGGCCACAACUCUUAUCCACUUGCCAUGGAUUAUCACAGAUCUUAUACUAAACAACUUUUAUCUAGUAUCGAGUCGUUCACUGAGCAUCAGUGAAUGUAUUGAAUCGAUUUACAAAUAAGGAUCUGUCUCCACUUUAUCUACAUAAUCCAUGUUAAUAGCAUUUUCCUGUU